AUGCAUCUUAUAGCUUUCACGUUCAGCUGCCUUAUGCUGGUAGUCAGCGCCAGGGCCCAAUAUGAAAAGCUAUUCACAAGUGGGCCAGCUUUUGCCAACUUCCCGUACCCCACGAUUCCACUCAAUUGUUCCGAGAUUGGCCCAUCAGGCUCGCCUCUGGGUGUUGACCACAUGAAAGAGGGAGCCGGCUUCUUUCCGGCUCUGGAAUGGCCUUCUCCCGCUGGAAAUAUCCGAGAAUACCUUCUUGUGGCCGAGGACCCUGACGCUCCUCUUCCCCAUUCUGUCAUCCACGGGCUGUAUUACGGAAUCCCACGCGUUUUCACCGGGCUUGAGCACGACGACUUCCAAGUGAGCAGAACGCACAAUGACUCAUAUAUGCUCGAAGGCGGAUUCAAGUACGGGCAGAACAGAGGCAAUACAGUGUAUCUUCCGCCCAAAUCAAUCCCGGAAGAUGGUCCCCAUCGUUAUUUCUUCGAGCUCAUUGCACUGAGUGCACCAAUCGAUCGAAGUAGGCUGAGCGACAGGGCGACCCUGAGGGAGAUCGCCGAUGCCAUCUAUGGCAGGGUUGUUGGAUGGGGCGCCUGGGUGGGCAUAGUCAACAAUAACCGUGAUUCGAUCGUGAGGAAUGGUUCAUAG
Messenger RNA from Aspergillus viridinutans, 636 nucleotides. Its product is annotated as YbhB/YbcL family Raf kinase inhibitor-like protein. Bases 1 to 636 code for a protein of 211 amino acids. The record is from RefSeq and is a predicted model, not a curated record. The transcript has a single exon. NCBI's taxonomy places the organism in Eukaryota, Fungi, Ascomycota, Eurotiomycetes, Eurotiales, Aspergillaceae.